AUGAUGCAUUGGACAACAUCAACAACAACAGCAGCAGCAGCUACACUUGGUAGUGGUAUUAAAGGAGGGACUACCUUUGCAUCAAGAAAUAUCCGCCAACUAGCUUCAAAGUUGGUUAAACCUUUGGUUGUUGCAACAUCGACUUGUCAAUUACCUCCUCUUCCUCAGUCUUCCUCCUCUUCUCUAUUAUCCUCUUCAUUCAAAAAGACAAAGACAAACCAAUUUGGAUAUUCUCACAAGUUUUCUUCGGUAUUGUCAGAAUCCAGCAAUAAGAAGAAUGGUAGUUUCUAUGUAUCUUCAUUUGGAAGUAACCCUUAUACUACCAUUACAACUUCAAAUAGAUUAUAUUCAACUUUAAACAAUAAUAAUAAUAUUAACAACAACAAUAACAAUUCUAACAAUAAUGAAAAGAAUGAACAACAAGAAGAACAAAAACAAGAACAAGAAGAAAAAGGACAAGAACAACAAGGAAAAUUUAAACCAGGAUUUAAAGAAUUAAGAAGUGUAAUUUUAUUGGUUUCAUUGGUAUCUGGUACUGGUAUGGCAACCUACAACUUGUUGUAUGGUGAUGAUUUACAAAAGAAUAUCGCCGACAGUAGUUAUAUUCGAAAUAUAAGAGUAUUGUUGGCUGGUCUAUCUGUCACUUUUUACUACAAAUACUAUCUCUAUGGUUUAGAGAGAGGUGAUAAAGAGUUUCCAGAGCAAGCCAAGAUUGCAAACAAAUUGGCUGCAGAGGCAUUAGUUGAAUUGUGUCAAAAAAACAAAGGAAUAUUUAUUAAAUUUGCUCAAAUCCUUUCAUCUUUGGAUCAUUUACUUCCAGUUGAAUAUACAAGUGCUUUAACUGUUUUCCAAGAUCAUUUCUUCACAAAUAAUGUAAUAGCACCAUAUGAACCAUUUGAAGAGGUUGUAAGAUUAUUUAUGGAAGAGACUGGUAAACAUCCAGAUGACUUUUUCGAGGAUUUUGAACGUACACCAAUUGCCAGUGCAUCACUUGCACAAGUACACAAGGCUAAUCUUCGUCUUCCAAACGGAGAGGUUAGAGAAGUAGCCGUAAAGGUUCAAUAUCCAGAUCUAACUGAAAGAUUUGAAAAGGAUAUUGAAUCUAUUUAUAAUACAAUGAUUUAUAUUAAUUGGUUUUUCCCAAAGUUUCAAUUUAGUUGGAUAUUACCAGAGGCAACAAGUUGUUUGAAUCAAGAAUUGGAUUUCGUCAACGAGGGAAAGAAUUCUGAAAAGAUUGCAUCUCUAUUCCACGAUAACCCACAACUCUACAUUCCAAAGGUUUAUUGGGAUCACACCACCAGACGUAUUCUAACUAUGGAGUUUAUUCAUGGUGUCAGAAUUGACAACAAAAAGGCAUUGACAGAGAUGGGAAUUGACUUUAAACAACUUUAUUAUUUAUUUUCAGAAGUAUUUGCUGAGCAAAUAUUUGUACAUGGAUUUUUACACAGUGAUCCACACCCAGGUAAUAUUUUAAUUAGAAAAAAGAAUGGAAAACCUGAAAUGGUGUUACUCGAUCAUGGAUUAUAUAAAAAGAUUGAUGAAAAGGCUAGCGAACACUAUGCCAGAGAGUUGGGUGCAGGAGAGUAUGCUAAACAUUUGGGUGUCCUUUUAAAUCUCAGACCAGAGAAAUCAAGAGAAAACUUGAGAAAUAUGGUCAAGGAAUUGGGUGAACAAACUCUUACCGCCGUAACAGAUAUUUUAAAAAGUUUGCCAAAAGAAAUUCUUUUGGUUUUAAAAACAAAUAAUUUAAUAAGACAAAUCACAACACAUUUUAGAAUCGAAAAUGGAUUCCUUUUAAUGGCCAAAUCAUGUAUCAAGGGUAUCCAUCAACCCGAUAGUAUCAUUUCAUCGAUCAAUAUCAAGUUGCUUGAAUUUUCAACAAAAGCUUUACAAAUUUGCUUCACCACCUCGUUGUCUAGUAUUACUCAACUACAGAAUGACCUAAGAAAUGACUAUAUCAGUACUAGAAGUCGCCAAAUUGUUGUAAAGCAUUUGGAUCUAGUGAUUCUGUCGUUGAGUGAGGACAAGGUUGAAAAUCCAACAACCUCAAGAGCACACGAACUCGUUAGCACAUUUAAACAAAGCCCAUCCAAACUCAAAUAUAUCAUAGUCAAAGACCGAGAAGAUGCACGAAGAUAUAUUGCAUUGUUGCGGAGGUAUUUCACAGAUCAAUCUCUUGACGAGUCUAUGGCAAAACUGACAAUCAAGGAUAAAAAACCAAUAAUACUUCAAAGUCUACUUAUUCGAGACGCCCUUCUUCCCGAGCUUGUCGAUGUGCUGACCAAAUUAAAGGUAUUUCAAAUAUCUGUUUCUACACAUGUACAAAAGGUGACUCUAUUUGGUUCAUUAUCCCCAACCGACUUUUGGCAACAAUUUGAAACAGCGUACUCUUCGGACGACAAGCUAAAACAAUUACCAUCAAUCUCUGAUAUCAAAGAGGUGGUUGAGUAUCAUGGGGGAUUAGAGGGCGGUUCAUUUAUCGAGCAAUCAGCCACGGCAGGCGGAUCUUUCAACAGUUGUGAUAUCGAUCUAGACUCUAUCCCUAUAGAGUUCCGAACUAAGACGGAUUUUAAUGGUAGAACUAUCGGCGGAUUUAUUCGUGCCAAUGAAAAGACUUAUAUUAUCACAGCAUGUCAUGUCGUAUGCAAUUUGAAAAUUGUAGGAUGUCAAUGUCCUGAUUGUAUAAAGGCACCUGACCCAGAUGCCUUUCAAAGUAAUAAUCUUUUCAGAGGACAAUAUGAAGACACUUAUAUUGACGUAGCAUUUUUACCUGUUAAAGAUCAAAAUCUAUCUUUUAUGAAUCCUUUGGCUUCUGAUUAUUCUAAUGAUGCACUCUCCGACUACUGGCAAGAAUAUGUCAAAGAAACUCAUGAUGAGAACUGGUACCGACCAUCAAAUAGCUUUCCACCAGGAACGGACAUUACCAAGAUAGGGCUUACCAGUGGUUUUACCAAAGGUAGUCUGGUAGAUGUGCAAACCACAUGGAUGGAUACACAGCACCCCAAAUUACGCAAUCGGAUGGUAGCUGUUCGGGGAAUGCCAAAUCAGCACUUUACUCGCAAUGGAGAUUCGGGCUCAGUUUACUAUGCCACCCAAGGUUGUAUGAGUUAUCCCAUAGCCAUACACUGUGGGGUCUCUUUAUGUCCCACAAUUUUAGUGCCACCAGUAAAAUUGUCAUAUAUCUCUCCAGUAAGCAAAAAGGAGGAAACUUCAAAUUUCCAGCUUGGACAUGUAUCGUAUGGAUCUAAUCUUCGCGUCGCGAUUGAUUGGUGGAUGGCAAAAAACGAAGAAAUCACAAAAAUUGAAUGGCUUAUGGUUCAUCAUUCAACGAAACAUAUAGCAACAUCAGCAAAGAUUUCAGAUAAAAUAUUAAAGAGUCAUUUAUUACCAAAGAUUGAAUCGAUUAUUGAUAAAAAAAAUGUCUCAUAA
This is a messenger RNA of Cavenderia fasciculata, 3429 nucleotides long. It is a transcript of the gene abkB, whose product is annotated as putative protein serine/threonine kinase. The record is from RefSeq and is a predicted model, not a curated record. The transcript has 11 exons. The coding region runs from base 1 to 3429 and encodes 1142 amino acids. Lineage: Eukaryota; Evosea; Eumycetozoa; Acytosteliales; Cavenderiaceae.